Molecule: messenger RNA, 751 nt
Organism: Hydatigera taeniaeformis
Lineage: Eukaryota; Metazoa; Platyhelminthes; Cestoda; Cyclophyllidea; Taeniidae
Source: the annotation of a GenBank genome assembly
CGUCGGUCCAUUUUGGCAGGCGUUGCAGGUACUGGCUCAUCGAAUGCUCGUCCGCAGCCCACUUGCGCGUAUUUCGACUGGUCUAUUGGAGUCGGUGGCAAAUCCUCCUCACGUUCCUGUUCUUGUUAAUGAAGUAGUCAAGUACCUCGGACCACGUCGUGGACAGAGAUUUGUAGACUUCACCUUCGGUGCAGGGGGCCACACUCGAGCUCUCCUAUCUGCAUGCCCCGAAAUUACCGUCUUCUGUCUUGACCGCGAUCCUCUCGCAGUGCGCUAUGCUCAAGAACUCUCCGCAUUAACCAGUGGACGGGUGGUGCCAAUACAGGGUCGUUUCAGUCAGGCUCUUGGCCUUCUCAGUAGGAUGGGUUGUCCGCUCGGCACCGUGGACGGCGUGAUGAUGGAUGUCGGCCCCAGUUCUAUGCAAAUGGAUUCCCCCACCCGCGGCUUCGGGAUAAGUAGGAACGCACCUCUUGACAUGCGCAUGACCACCUCAAGUACAUUUGAAAGUGAAAAGGUGGAAGGUGGGGUGCCGGUAGAGGAUCCGUCAGCGGCAGACGUGUUGAAUGGGCUGAGUGUUUCACACCUGGCGCGUAUCUUCAGAGUCUACGGUGAGGAGAGGUUCGCCCGACGCAUUGCCAACGCUGUAGUGGAGUACCGUGGCACCCUAGGACCCAUCCGAACCACCACGCAACUUGCCGAUCUUGUCGCCUCCGUCGUCACUCCUCUUGAGCACAGGUCUCUCUCUCUCUCU